CUAGACUACACUGAAUGACGUCAUGUUACAGAUGACAAAAUGGCUUCUACAGGAGAACUUACACUCGACAGAGAUGUCAACCGUGCGGUUCAGUUGCUGCAAAAUCUACAGCAACAGUCUGGCUUGCCUACACAGAAGCUGAUUGCUUUACAGGCCAUCUUAGAAAGCGAUUUCUUCAACGCUGUGAGGGAGGUGUAUGAACAUGUCCAUGAGACUGUAGACAUACAAGGGGAUCCUGAGGUCAGAGCUAAUGCUACAGCCAAGGCUACCGUAGCAGCCUUUGCAGCUAGCGAGGGCCACGCCCACCCAAGGGUCGUUGAACUCCCUAAGACGGAUGAAGGUUUAGGGUUCAAUGUGAUGGGAGGCAGAGAGCAGAACUCACCCAUCUAUAUCUCAAGGAUCAUCCCUGGGGGUGUAGCCCAUCGACACGGGGGCCUGAAGAGGGGUGACCAGCUACUCUCGGUCAAUGGUGUGUCUGUAGAGGGCGAGCAGCAUGAGAAAGCCGUGGAGCUCCUGAAGUCCGCCUCAGAGAGAGUCAAGCUUGUUGUGAGAUAUACACCCAAGGUGCUUGAAGAAAUGGAGACAAGAUUUGAUCGACAGAGGGCAGCACGUCGGCGACAGAUGUCACCGGAAUGAACACACUACCCCCUAUUGACUUUCAUGUAGUUGUAUCGGAAGCAGAAUUUCAUGCAAUGUUCCUUGCCUAUAAACCAACAACUGGACUCAAUAUUCAGCGUGUGAAGCGACUAUAUACUGCUACAAGCUGCCAUCUAUGUAUUAUGUAUUGAACCUGCAUUUCCUAAUGAGCUUGUAUACAUUGGGUGAUGCUGGUUCAACAGGGGUCAAAGGUCAUCAUCUCUGUUAGGAUGUCCAUUUCCUGUGGAGUAACUCAUCCUCUUAUGUGUGCUUUGGUCCCUCCCCCACCCUUCCACUGACUAACCCAUUGGAAACAACUUGCAUUAUAUCCAAUGGAAGUGCUUGUCAAGUGCUUAAAGUCAGUGUAAGUUUUUGGCUAAAAUCUGGAAUUGCUAACUACUUAAAGAGAUGCUUCAAUCUUACUUAUCAUAUGUAUUUAUUCUUUUGAAAUUAAACUUUUGAAAUUAAUCUAAUCAUCUAGAUAUGAAUUAAAUCAUGUAAUACUGAGCCUGAUUAUUAUCCCAUCCUGAAUCUCGAUGGAAAUCGUGUGGUACAGUGAAACCCGUAUAUAAAGACCACUCAAGGGUGACAAGAAAAGUGAUCUUUAUAGGCAGGUGGUCUUUAUGUACAGGUUCCUUUAGUACAAGUUUUUAUGAGAAAAGGUCAUCCAGGGAAACAAAAAAUGUGGUCUUUAUAGAACGGUGGGCUUUAUAUGCAGGUGGUCACUAAGGCAGGUUUCACUGUAUAUCAACUUGAAAUUUAUCCAAGACAAACAAGUACAUUCGACUGCAGCUCAAAAAGCCUUAUUUUCAAGUAGUUGCCAAAUGUUUCCAUGGUGGAUUUCAAAGUGUGCAUUUGCAAUGGCUGUCUUGUCAGUAGUUGUUAGUUUUGCUAAAGAUAGUUUUAGAGCACAAACGAUGUACCAAUAUUCUCUUGUUUUUAAUUGUAUGCUAACAUUACCUUUUUAAGAAGCAAUUUGUAUCAUUCAAUAACCAUCUUAAAUGUAUUUUAUAAGAAUCUCAAAGUGUUGCUUCACAUGCUACAUGUUUGCUAUUUAUAACUAGUAUAUAACUCUAUAUUAUACUGCCUUCAUACUUAUUAAUUACCUGAUAACAAUUGUAUACAUCUGUCAUCCUUAUUGCUUGCAUACUAAGCUUAGCUUCGCUGUCACCUUUUUCCUAAGGACGUUGGCUCCACAAACAUAUUAAAAUCAUUUUAUCCUAUCUUGAGCAAUUCUAUAUGCCUUCUGGAAGGUGCUGCAUACGGUGAACAAAAACAAAUCUUAUGUUGGGUUUCAUUUUUCUGUCUUGGAUUAAACAGAAUAAACAGGAAGGACUUUAAAAGAUACAGCUUCUAAUGGAACAGCCCCAAGAUAUCGCUUGGGUUGUCAGUGUUUUGGAUUUUAAAAUCAUCUUUCAUUUUAGCAUUUAAAUUUGUCCCCUAAUAUCAUACAGAAUACGCAUCAAAUGAAUUGUGUUGGAUGAACUGAGAAUUGCAUUUGAAGUUCUGAAACAUGUAUCGAGUAUUCAUCUAUACCUUUCAAGUAAUAUAUAGAGAGAAAGAGAUAAUUGAUCAUAUAUAAUUGGAAGAUUUUCAUACAUUUUGUAACGGUGAAGAAAAAUUGCCAAUCAUUUGUAAAUAUAGAAGAGUGUACUGCGAUAUGUAUAACGGUAGCUUCAUAUUAUUAAUAUUAUUCUCAAUGAACAUAGAAAA
This is a messenger RNA of Strongylocentrotus purpuratus (purple sea urchin), 2349 nucleotides long. RefSeq names its product protein lin-7 homolog C-like. Gene Ontology annotation, biological process: neurotransmitter secretion; protein localization to basolateral plasma membrane; maintenance of epithelial cell apical/basal polarity. Gene Ontology annotation, cellular component: synapse; cell-cell junction; basolateral plasma membrane. The record is from RefSeq and is a predicted model, not a curated record. The transcript is spliced from 6 exons. The coding region runs from base 40 to 636 and encodes 198 amino acids. Gene Ontology annotation, molecular function: L27 domain binding. NCBI's taxonomy places the organism in Eukaryota, Metazoa, Echinodermata, Echinoidea, Camarodonta, Strongylocentrotidae.